This is a messenger RNA of Trichosurus vulpecula (common brushtail), 1244 nucleotides long. RefSeq names its product V-set and transmembrane domain containing 4 (gene VSTM4). The transcript has 8 exons. NCBI's taxonomy places the organism in Eukaryota, Metazoa, Chordata, Mammalia, Diprotodontia, Phalangeridae. Bases 3 to 962 code for a protein of 319 amino acids. The record is from RefSeq and is a predicted model, not a curated record.
AGAUGCGGCUCCUGGCCUUGGCCCUGGCGUUUCUGGCGGCUCGGGCUCCGGUCCCGGAUGUGUGUGAAGCCCUCAACGUAACAGUCUCACCAGGACCAGUUGUCCAAUAUUUUGAGGGAGAAAAUGCAACCCUUUUUUGUCAUGUUUCCCAGAAAAGAAGGAAGGACAAUUUUCUGGCCAUUCGUUGGCUCUUUGCACUAUCUCCAUCCCAGGAGAAGCUAAUGAUCAAAAUGACAAGACUGAGGAUGGUUCAGUACUAUGGGAAUUAUAGCCGCAGUUUCAACCGUCAGAGACUUCGCCUCCUGGAAGAAAGGUAUGGAAGACUGUAUAGCCUCUCUGUUUUAAACCUUCAACCAGCAGAUCAAGGGAGGUACAUAUGCAAAGUCCACGAAGUUGGCAAGCACAGGAGUAAGUGGACUACGUGGUCAAAUGGUACGGCAGCUACUGAAAUCAGAGUGAUUUCUCCCAAAGCAUCAGAUGAUUCCACUUUUGAGAAAAAGAAAGAGACCUGGGCAUUUUUUGAAGAUCUCUACAUGUAUGCUGUCCUUGUGUGCUGUAUUGGGAUUCUCAGCGUCCUUCUCUUCACAUUGAUCAUUCUCUGCCAGUCUCUGCUUAACAAGAGGAAAUCAAGAGUGAAACAUUAUUUGGUGAAAUGCCCCCAGAACAGCUCUGGGGAGACAGUCACCAGUGUGACAAGCUUGUCGCCUCUCCAACCAAAAAAGACCAAGAAGAGGAAAGAGAAGCCUGACGUCCCUCCUGCAGUUCCUGCCAAAGCUCCAAUAGCUAAUGCUUUCCACAAACCAAAGUUGCUGAAACCACAAAGAAAAGUUAUUCUGCCAAAAAUCACGGAGGAAAGCUUAACAUAUGCUGAACUGGAGCUGAUUAAACCCCACCAGGCAUCCAAGGGCCUCCCUACCAGCACCGUCUAUGCCCAGAUCCUCUUUGAGGAGAACAAGCUGUAAACCUGCCUCCCAGCAUCUGCCUCCCAGGGCUUUUCUCAAUGUCCUAUUUAAUACUCAUCAGGCCCAUUAUUUAUGAAACCUCAGAAACAAAGUCCUUAUUUUGUACUUUUUACUUUUACACUUCUGUGUUGUUGUGGGAUCUUUUUCCCAGUAGCAUCCGUAGAGCUUAAAAGAGGCACAGAAUUGGUUCCUAACAAAGAGACAGGAGCCCCAGCCCCCAGGCUCUUCUCUAAGAAAAUCCAUAACAGAUUUGUCAACUUUGUGUUUUCAUUUUCUUUCUCU